This is a messenger RNA of Diuraphis noxia (Russian wheat aphid), 666 nucleotides long. RefSeq lists its product as uncharacterized. The record is from RefSeq and is a predicted model, not a curated record. Lineage: Eukaryota; Metazoa; Arthropoda; Insecta; Hemiptera; Aphididae.
AUGCUUGUGUCUUUGGUGUCGUCCAUGGAAACCAUGAUGGAGAAGUUUUGGAGUGUUGAGGAACCUGAGAUUGCUCCACCUCAGUUCACGGAAGACGGUUUGUGCGAGAAGCUUUUCAGCUCCGAGGUCACUCGCGACAGACAAGGUCGGUUUUCAGUCCCUCUUCCGUUCAGAUCAGGACGGAUGCCAGUAGAGUUCCCGGGAUCACGACAAGUCGCCUUAAACCAUUUCCUACAGCUAGAGCGUAAAUUGUCUGCAGAUAAGAUAUUGCACAGGGCGUACUGCAAUUUCAUGUCCGACUAUGAGGAACUAGGUCAUAUGAGUUGUGCGGAAGGUGAUGGUCAAUACUUCAUACCGCAUCACGCGGUCCAAAAGGUUGAAGAAGACAACGUGAAGCUUAGGGUAGUCUUCGACGCAUCACCCAAGUGCCACUCUGGGCUUUCUUUGAACCAGUGCUUGUUGGUUGGGCCAAAGCUUCAACAGGAUAUUGUUGAUGUGUUGACUGGAUUUAGGGUUCAUAAGGUGGCAUUUACAACAGACAUCUGCAAAAUGUACCGUCAGAUUGACAUGUUGCCACAAUACAGAGGGUAUCAGUUUAUCCUGUGGAGAGACUCACCGCAAGUAACCAUCAAGGAGUAUACUCUCAUACGGUCACAUACGGGGUGA